This is a messenger RNA of Culex quinquefasciatus (southern house mosquito), 2115 nucleotides long. Its product is annotated as myrosinase 1. The coding region runs from base 227 to 1939 and encodes 570 amino acids. Gene Ontology annotation, molecular function: beta-glucosidase activity. The record is from RefSeq and is a predicted model, not a curated record. The transcript has 3 exons. NCBI's taxonomy places the organism in Eukaryota, Metazoa, Arthropoda, Insecta, Diptera, Culicidae. Gene Ontology annotation, biological process: carbohydrate metabolic process.
UUUUAUACUCUGGUAAAAAAUACUUAUUUACGCUACAUUUUACGCUUAUCAGCUCCCCUUCCCAGCUGAUAAUGCACCUUUUGAAUCUGUUUACAAUUCGCUUGCAUGUUGUUAUGCUGAUCUUCUUUCCUUCCUUACAUCUCACAAUGGACACCAAUGAACGCAAGCGAUAAUUGGGCAGUACAGCUCAACGAGUCAGUUGCAGACUGAACCUCGUUCCGACAGGAUGAACUGGGUCAAAUUUGUGGUGCUUCUGGCAUUGCUUUUGGCGCCGCUGAUCGAUUGUGCCAAGUUGAUUGAAGUUACUCCAGUUUCCGGUAACGCCGAAAAUCGCAAAUUUCCUGAAUGGUUCAAAUUUGGCGCGGCCACAGCCGCGUACCAGAUCGAAGGAGGCUGGAACGAGGACGGUAGGGGAGCCUCGGUUUGGGAUACACUGACCCACGAUCACCCGGAGCUGGUGGUGAACAGGGACAAUGGGGAUGUAGCCGCCGAUUCGUACCAUCGCUUUCGGGAGGAUAUCAAGGCUCUUCAGGAAGUUGGGUUUAACUUCUACCGCUUCUCGAUCUCUUGGGCACGGAUACUUCCGGAGGGUGAUCUUUCCUCGCUGAAGCAAGCAGGGAUUGACUACUACAACAAGCUGAUCGAUGCCCUUAUUGAGGCCGGCAUUGAACCCGUUGUGACCAUGGUUCAUUACGACCUGCCUCAGUACGUACAGAAUCUCGGAGGGCUGGCCUCGCCUCUGUUUGUCAAGUACUUUGAGAUCUACGCCGACACGCUGUUCCGGAACUAUGGUGAUCGCGUUAAGAUGUGGAUCACCCACAACGAACCGUUCGAUUUUUGCGUCGAGGGUUACGGUUCCGGGAUCGACGGACCGUUAGUGCGCGCUUCUGGCGUUGGAGAAUACCUGUGUGGACAUUACACGUUGCUAAGUCACGCUGCGGCCUACCAUCUGUACGAUCAACGCUACCGUAAGGAACAAGGAGGUUCGAUUGGGAUCACGCUGAGCGGAAGAUUCUUCUUCCCAGCCAGCAACGAAACUGCGCCAAGCGUAAUCGAUCGAGCCCUCCAAUACCAGCUAGGGUGGUUCACCCACCCGCUGUUCAGCGAAUCUGGUGGUUAUCCUCCGAUCAUGAUAGAAGACAUCGCAGAUCACAGUCUUCUGGAAGGUCGUACCAUGUCCCGACUGCCGGAAAUGUCCGAACGGGAGCGAAAGCUCAUCAAGGGAUCCGCCGACUUCCUCGGGUACAACUACUACAGCAGUCGCCUGGUUGAACGCGAUCCCCGAAAGUACGACAUCGGGAGCCCACCGUCGUUGGACAAGGACGCCGGGCUGAUCUACAGCGUCAAACCCUCGUGGAAGCGGGCCAAAUCCAGCUGGUUGUACGUGGUUCCGGAGGGACUCCGAGGUAUUCUCAACUGGUUCAAGGAAGAGUACAACAACCCGCUGGUGUUCAUAACGGAAAACGGUUUCUCGGACGAUGGACAGCUGGAGGAUCACGAUCGAGUGGAGUACUACCGGGCACAUCUGGAGCAGCUGCUCGGUGCCAUUUUGGAUGACGAAUGCAGUGUGAUGGGAUUCACGGCGUGGAGUAUCAUCGAUAACUUUGAGUGGUUGCGCGGAUAUAGUGAAAAGUUUGGACUGUAUCACGUGAAUUAUUCUAGUCCGACCCGAGAACGAACCCCAAAGCUAUCUUCUAAAUUUAUUCACGAAGUUAUCCAAAGCAGACAGGUUCCGUCAAACGUGAUCAGCCGGGGUUUGUUUGAAAAGUGUAUAAAAUCAGAAAUGACAAUCCGUUACUUUCGGUACAAAUCUGUCCGAACGUCCAUCUCCACGAUCCAUCUGCCUCGGUGUUCGAUCACUGCUCGCAGCUUUCUCUUUGUUUACGUUCCCGCAUCAGCUGUCAAAUCAACUCGUCAAAGUUCAUUAACAUUUAGGUAGUGCGUAGUGAAACAUGUUUCAGAUGCAAUCCCAAUUUAUGUUAAGUCAUACAAAAUACGGAAGAACCGUCAUAUAAUUACAGUAGUUGUUCGGUAACUGGGCUGAACAAAAAAUAACGAGGGGACCACCGAUGAAUAAUACUUUCCAGAUGAAAUAUAAAAAUAAAAAUUACUCAA